AUGGCAGACCAGAACGACCAAUCCAGCACCAACUCAACCUACAACCAACGCCGUCGCUCAUCCUUUGUCGGUCAAGCUUUCACCGACAUGUUCAGCCGCAGCAGCCGCCCGUCCGAAUCGUCGGGCAACAGUCCUCCCGCCCAAGGACCCAUCACAACCGCCGCUGCCGAAGCCAGCCGACGUCGUCUCUCAGUCAGCACUCUCGGAAUGAGUGCUUCUCCCAACCAGGGCUCGCCCAUGUCGGCUAGAAUGCGAGGUGAGAGUGUUUCCAGCUCUACGGUCGACGAAUCGGCCAUCGACGACGAACCUUCUUCGGCCACGCCUGGCAACAGCGGCCCGUUUGCUCGUAGAGUCAGCUUCGGCGCUCGUGCUCUCAAGGAUAUGAAGGGUGGUUCAGCAUCGGUGCCAGCAGGUAGGCCCACCGCCACCAUUACCAUACCAGAAGAAGAAGUCGUAGACGGGGAGAAGAAGACUUUGGCCCCGACCUCCUCCUCACUGGGUCGUCGAGAAGGCUUCAACUGGGCAGACAACAUGCGUUCCCGUGCCGAGAGAGGCUCUAUCUCUGGCCUCUCCGCUUCCCCUCCUACUGGUGGCUGGACUCACUCCCGCUCCAAAAGUAUCGCCGUCAUGGACACCCCUGUCAGAGACAACCCCAAGCCCAUGAAUGUUCCCGACCAGUUCCAGGAGAGGAUCCUCAAAGGCGACUUUUAUAUGGAUUAA
Molecule: messenger RNA, 720 nt
Organism: Aureobasidium namibiae CBS 147.97
Lineage: Eukaryota; Fungi; Ascomycota; Dothideomycetes; Dothideales; Saccotheciaceae
Exons: 2
Coding region: 1-720 (239 amino acids)
Source: RefSeq, a predicted model, not a curated record